Messenger RNA from Acomys russatus (golden spiny mouse), 2672 nucleotides. RefSeq names its product neuromedin B receptor (gene Nmbr). Gene Ontology annotation, cellular component: membrane. The transcript has 3 exons. Lineage: Eukaryota; Metazoa; Chordata; Mammalia; Rodentia; Muridae. The record is from RefSeq and is a predicted model, not a curated record. Gene Ontology annotation, biological process: bombesin receptor signaling pathway. Gene Ontology annotation, molecular function: bombesin receptor activity. The coding region runs from base 549 to 1757 and encodes 402 amino acids.
CUCAGAUUUACAAUCCUCAGUGGAUCACAAACUUCCUGCGUGGGCUUCUCCUGCUCAGAGUUGAUUGAGGAUGGAUGUAUAUGGGGACGUAGAAUGAAAAGCAACUCAGCUACCCUUAGGAAGGGAGGAGAAAAGAGCAAAGCUGUGGGGUGAACACAAAAGGCCCCACGUUAGUGCCAGCAUUUCAGCGGCUGCCUGCUGGACAGAUCCUGGAUGGCUUCAGUUCCUGGAGUGGACUAGUUAGGCAGGUAGGGAUCAAGAUCCCACAGGGACUGACCUUUGUUUUCUCGCUUGACAAUAGCAAAAACUAAGCUUUAAAGACACAAUAAAGGCUCCACUUCUUUGCUUUUUGUUUAAGUCUAAAUCGCAAACCAGCGGCAGUGAAGGGAACCCCUCCUAGGAGGAAGCUCUGGAGCGCAGCGCUCACAGACUUCUCUGCGAGCCUGGCGCUGUGGCUCAGUCCCCGGAGCGACAAACUUGCCAGGAUUAAAGGCAAAUUAAUUAAAUCCACGGCGUGCUCAUCGCAUUUUUUCGAGACAUCUGAGUGCAUGAAAAGUCCUGCGAGUUCCCUAGGAAAGAAGACCAUGUCCUUCAGUUCUCUUCCCAACCUCUCCUUGCCCGCGGAGGCGAAUGAGAGCAAGUUGGCUCCUGAGGUGUGGGGAAAAGAUGUCCUGCCCGGCUCGGAUGGGACCACGGCGGAGUUGGUCAUCCGCUGUGUAAUACCAUCGCUCUACCUGAUCAUCAUCACGAUAGGCUUGCUGGGCAACAGCAUGCUGGUGAAGAUAUUCCUCACCAACAGCGCCAUGAGGAGUGUCCCCAACAUCUUCAUCUCUAACCUGGCCGCUGGAGACCUGCUGCUGCUGCUUACCUGCGUCCCAGUGGACGCCUCCCGCUACUUCUUUGAUGAAUGGGUGUUCGGCAAGCUGGGCUGCAAACUCAUCCCGGCCAUUCAGCUUACCUCGGUGGGGGUUUCUGUGUUCACUCUCACUGCCCUCAGCGCUGACAGGUACAGAGCUAUCGUGAACCCCAUGGACAUGCAGACUUCUGGCGUGGUGCUGUGGACCAGUUUGAAAGCCGUGGGCAUCUGGGUGGUCUCUGUGUUGUUGGCAGUCCCUGAAGCUGUGUUUUCAGAAGUAGCACGUAUUGGCAGCUCGGAUAACAGCAGUUUCACAGCAUGUAUACCCUACCCACAAACAGAUGAGUUACAUCCAAAGAUUCAUUCAGUUCUCAUUUUUCUCGUCUAUUUCCUCCUGCCACUUGUUAUUAUCAGCGUUUAUUAUUAUCAUAUUGCAAGGACUUUAAUUAAAAGUGCACACAAUCUUCCUGGAGAAUACAAUGAACAUACCAAAAAGCAGAUGGAGACACGGAAACGCCUGGCUAAGAUUGUGCUCGUCUUCGUGGGCUGCUUUGUCUUUUGUUGGUUUCCCAACCACGUCCUCUAUUUGUACAGGUCUUUCAACUACAAGGAGAUUGACCCUUCUCUAGGUCACAUGAUUGUCACCUUAGUGGCCCGUGUUCUGAGUUUCAGCAAUUCCUGUGUCAAUCCCUUUGCUCUUUACCUGCUCAGUGAAAGCUUCAGGAAGCACUUCAACAGCCAGCUCUGUUGUGGGAGGAAGUCCUAUCCAGAGAGGUCAACCAGCUACCUUCUCAGCUCUUCAGCAGUGAGAAUGACUUCUCUGAAAAGCAACACCAAGAAUGUGGUGACCAAUUCUGUCCUGAUAAAUGGACAUAGCACAAAGCAGGAAAUAGCACUGUGAUUGGAGACCAUGCAGCUUGCUCUUAGAAAAUACCUGAUAAACUUUUCUGUUAUUAUGAAGAGAAGCAGAAACAAAUAAUUUCUGCAAUCAUACCAUUCCCUAAGCUAAUUCAUCAGGGGACUUCAUGACUUGACUGAAGUGCAAAGCAAAUAUUUUUCUCUGAAUAUACUUUACAUUACACCAUGCACAUCUAUACUGCACAUACAUAACUCAAACAUAUUUCCUGCUAACAUUUAUUUACAAAUUCCCUCAGGAUUUAAGGUAUUGCCACAGGCAACUGUGCCAUAUUUACUUUAAAUUCCUUUUUGUCUUAAAUCAUAGAGAGCAGUGCCAUAAUGAGUCAAUAACUUAAUGAAAGGUAUUAUUCAAACACCCAUUUUUUGAAAUGAGUUAUAUCAUUCUGCCAAGUAAAUUUUAUCCAUAAUUAGUGUAUAUAUGUACAUAUAUCUUAAUUUGAAAAAAAUCCCCAAAGUGGAGCUUAAUCCUAAUUCAUUACUAUUUAUGGUUUUUGGCAUAAUUAUAAUAUAUAGAAAGGUUUGUAAGUUCUAGAUAUUGUAUUGGAUAGUAUGAUAACAUUUUAUUAUGAAUUAUAAAUUGAUAUGUGUAUGUGACUUACCUUGAUAUAUGUAUAACAGGUAUCAUAUGCUCCAAAUUUCAAUACUGUUACUUGGAUGUUUGCAUGACUAUUUUUGUAAACACUCAAAUUCUUGAGUAAACUGUCAAUUUUGCUUCUUCAUAAAUAAUAAGAUUUGUGUGAUUUUGAUGAUUUCUCAUUUGCUUUGGCAUCUGCCAACUGACAAGUGUAUGGGAUCUCAGGCAUUUUUUUCCUGUGCAUGAUAUCACAGUUUUCUCAGAAUAAAUAUCUUGUUAUUUUAAAGCAAAAUGUAAACAUUGUCUUUAUUAAACUCUUUUCUU